ACUCUCCUUCAGUCAGCUUUCUGUAUUCGCCGGUUCGGACAUUGCAUCUGGGGCAUCCAGUGGUCGGAUCUGAAGCCCAACCGUCACCUCGUUGCAGUGAGGUUUACUCUGGGAAAGAUGGCUGACAGCGAAAGAGAUGUAUCAAUAUCCCUUGAUAUUGAUACAUCAGCAGCACAAGAGCAAAGUUCUGCCGAUUAUGAAGAUCCUCAGAUUCGGGUACUACCACCCAGAACCCAAAGUGCAUCAAUAUCCCUUCCUUGGAGCUCCAAAGACUCCGAUCAAAAUCAAACUUAUCUUGUCGAUUACACGGGACCUUCACGUAGCGAAAGAAAGACGAGAUUCUCAACAGUGAGCGGGCCAAUAUAUGGUGCUCCGAGACCUGAGUCUCUCUCCCACAAGAACCGAGGUGGGGAAGGGCGCAGGGAGGUGGAACUUACAACACAGAAAUUUCCUUCUUUCAGUAUGAAGGAUCCGAACGAUUGGCCUGAAGGAAGUAAUGCUGAUAGAAAUGAGUAUUUCCUGAUGUCUGGGCAGCUGGACAUGUGCAAUGACCCUUACUGCAGAACUUGCCCGACCUAUUACCAUUAUGACGAAGCAAAACGUAAAACAUCAAAAAGUUCGGGGGAAUUUGAUUCGCUCCAUAACGCCCUGUUCGAGGAUGCGGACGGAUGGGCAUCUGAUGCUAAAGUUGUUCAGCUGUGGAACAAGUUCUUUGUCGUACCUUGCUUGGUCGCAUUCUUCAUCGACCCUCUGUUCUUCUUCUUGCUGGGAGUUCAAUCGGAUAAUAAGUGCAUAGUUUUGAACGGAACCAUGACCACGAUGAUAGGUGUUUUCAGAUGCGUGACAGAUUUCAUGUACAUCCUUCACAUACUCCUUCAGUUUAGGUUGGCCUAUAUAGCUCCCGAGUUGAGAGUGGUUGGUGCCGGAGAUUUGGUCAACAAUCCAAAGGAAAUCGCCCUCCAUUACCUGCAAGGGUAUUUCUUCAUAGAUCUCUUCAUUGCAAUACCGUUCCCUCAAAUUAUGAUAUUGUUGAUUCUACCUCAAUUCAAGGGAUCAUCUGCUGCAAACUAUACCGAAAACCUUUUAAUUGCAGCUGUUCUUGUUCAAUCCAUUCCUCGAUUGUAUAGAUUUUUUACUAUGCUCUCUGGUAUGUCUUCGAUUGGCUUCACUUUCGAGUCAGGAUGGGCCAACUUCAACAUGAAUAUCCUUGCAUUCGUGUUUUGCAGCCAUGUUAUUGGAUCAUGCUGGUACCUUUUUGGGUUGCAGGUAGGUAAUAUAUUAUCUAUAAUUAAUUUUCAGGUGUUGUCCCGUUUUCAUUGCCGGCUUCAUUUUCCGUCUCUAUCCAUAUGCAAUUAUUUCUUUUCAUUUUCUGCAUAUUGUUGGCGAAUGCCUAAUGGUGCCCUCUUUCUCUGUUCUUCUGAUGCAUUCAGCGGGUCAAUCAAUGUCUUCAAGAUGCAUGCCACCCUGUCGAUAUGUGCUGUCAACCUUAACACGAAAGAUAGCAUCGUCAAGAGAUAUGUCUACUCAUUAUUUUGGGGAUUCCAGACUCUCAUACUGCCUUUUCUCUUUGGGUCGGCGUUUGAUGAUUCUUUGCAAAAGCAACUCAGCACUCUCGCUGGAAAUCAGGUUCCAAGCUAUUCCAUCAGGGAGGUCCUGUUCACCAUGGCCAUUAUCGGAUUUGGCCUCUCGCUGUUUACUAGUCUUAUCGGGAAUAUGCAGAACUUUCUGCAGGCUAUUGAAAGAAGGAGGUUAGAGAAGUCAUUGAGACGCCGUGAUGUCGAGCUGUGGAUGAGGCACGUGCACUUGCCGAAAGAGCUGCAAAGGGGAGUUCGUCAAACUGAGAGGUACAACUGGGCUGCCACUCGAGGAAUUGAUGGGGAAAUGGUGUUAGAGAAUUUACCAAAGGAUCUUCAGAGAGAUAUACGACGCCAUCAAUUCGGAUUUAUGAAGAAGUUGCGCAUAUUUAACCCCCUGGAUGUUCUGAUCUUAGACGCGAUCUAUGAGAAGUUGAGGCAUAAGAUGUACAUCCAAGGAAGCAAGAUCUUGAGCCGUGGUGGCCUGGUCAAAAGAUUGACAUUCAUUGUGCGCGGGAAAUUGCUGAGUGAGGGAGAAGACGGGAUCAUGGGUCUUGGUGGAGGGGAUGUUUGCGGAGAGGAGCUUGUGGAAUGGUGCCUUGGGAAUUCUUCUCCAAACGAAGAUGGGAAGAGAAUAAGAGUACCUGGGCAGAGGCUGCACAGUAAUAGGACGGUGAAGUGCUUGACAAAUGUGGAAGCUUUUGCCCUCCGAGCAACUGACCUUGAAGAAGUCAUGAGGCAUUUCGCAAGGUUCUUUCAGAAUCCUCAGGUUCAAGGAGCCAUAAGGUACUUAUCGCCCUCCUGGAGAAGCUUUGCAGCAACUGGAAUCCAAGUCGCAUGGAGAAAUAGGAAGAAAUGUAAAACUCGCGACACCAAUUCUCGGUCCCUACACUCUACCAAGUAGAACUGAUGUACUUAUGUCCGCAGAGAAUUUGAGGUAGGCUAUUAUACUGGCAUUC
Molecule: messenger RNA, 2533 nt
Organism: Punica granatum (pomegranate)
Lineage: Eukaryota; Viridiplantae; Streptophyta; Magnoliopsida; Myrtales; Lythraceae
Source: RefSeq, a predicted model, not a curated record